GUUGUUUAAAUACAUCAAUCAUUGAAUAAUAAUUAAAAAAAAGACAAGGAAAGGAUUUAUAUUAUUGAUUUCAACAAUUGGAUAUUGAUCAAAAGAGAGAAAAGAAAAAAAAGAGAAAGAUAUUUCGGUAACGGCGAGAUUCUAAUUUAUGGACGAGCCAAUCAGAGGCGUUUUGAGGGAAUUUUAGGUUACAGAGUCAAUUUUAGCACUCGGUGAUCACGUACAACUGGUUCACAGCUGAUUUUAGGGAAAACGUGAAAACUGAGCGGAUGCAACAAAUGGGAUUACUAAGAAGUUCCUUUAUUUGUGUUUGUGGUAGUCCAAUGAGUUGUAGACCUUGUGCUGACUACUGUGAUGAUGUUGUCUUUCAAUGUAAUAUGUGUUCGAGAAAAAGGUCUGCUAGAAUAGGAUUUUUUCGCUUGAUCCAGAUUGAGAAUAAGGCAAAUUAUGACAGUUAUUGCAAACUGGAUAAUAAAAGCAUCAAUAACACUGGAUGCAGCCAGGUACUACAAUAUAUACGGAUGAUUGGAGAGCGUACAGACUCCUACAUAGGCUUGGUUAUGUGUAUCGUGUCGUUGUCCACAAGUAGCAUUUUGUGCACUCAACAGCCGAAGUACUCAUAAACAACAUCGGGACUAUGUAGUCGAGGCUGAAAGGGUUUUUAAGACUUUAUCAUGGUUCCAGAGGUCGACUAUUCGGUAGCCAUAUUGAUGAUUUCCUCUACCAUAUUGCAUUACGAUUUUAAAACCUCUAAAGCUCUUUCUAACUUUAACAAAUUUUGAACCAUUUAAAAGAAGUGUAUCCACCUUAAUUCUAUGCUUUUGUAUAAUAUAAUUUUACUCUGUACUGUUUUCUGAUUGGCUAACAGUUCUCUAGGUCACUUGAGUUUCGUUCUAAGGUUGUCCAUAAAUUAUAGUCUUGCCGAUUACCGACAGGAAGAUCUUGACCUAGGUCACAUGUUAUGUAACGCUAGACAGUAAGAUGACAAUGUGACCAUGAAAGAACUGGACCUCUCUAGAUGAUGAUACCUUACCAGGUUACGCAGAUUCCCAGUAUGAGAUGUUACAAUUGGACCUUUAAGGAUGAGACUGAUCUGUUAUAGGAUUGGGACAUUUACAGUUAUUGAUUGAGAUCAUGAACCGAUUGAUGAUAGACCACCACCUUUGGAAACCUGGAAGCACUGGAUGGCCGAUCCGUCCUAUUGUGGGACUCCUCAACAGUGCGCAUCCACGAUCCCACUUGUGGGAUUCAAACCCAGGGCCUUCGGUCUCGCGCGCGAACGCUUAACCUACGGAACCACUGAGCCGGCAUCCAACGGCGUUAAUGUUUAACAUCAACCAAUCCACGAAACUGCGCAACCAUCUUCCAUUGUACUGAGGUAGAUACCUGUCUCUACCCGACAUGGAUUAGCUCCACUGGUCACGGCUUCUCACUAGAACUCUGAGAAUUCCCUCACGAAGCUGGUCACUAAUGAGCACAUGUUAAUUACAGUUAAUUAGUCACCAAUCUCAUGUUUUUUUAAGUUCCCGCAUCACUUAAAAAUUUGAAGUUCCUGAAUGUCUUAGAUAACUCAACUCUUUUUAAAGUAAAUUGUUAUGUAUUAUUCUUCAUUCAGAUAAUAUUUAUUUUCAUAUUUUUAUUCAUUUCUCAACAUUCAUUCGAUUAUUUCUUACUUUCAGAACUCGAAGUGUUAUUCAACAUCAGAAUAAGGAAUAGAUAAUGACAAAUAUGAAUAAUACAGUUUAUUUGAUCAAAUCAGAGAAUUUACCACAUUCAGAUCAUUCAGAUGAAACUAUUGAAAUGUGUAUAAAUCAUAAGCAUAGAUAUUCUGACAAUUUCAUCAAUGAAGAUAAUGAUGGACCAAGUCAAAUCAAACGUCAAUGUUUAUCAUCUAUUCACAGUUUAAAUUAUAUGACUGAUAAUAUAAAAACAAAACAUCAAUUUCAAUAUUGGCUUGUAUUUACUGUGGUAACAGCUGGUAAACAAGGCAUUGAAUUAGGAGCUGAUCAAACACCACUUAUUCAAUUCAAUGGAAUAUUAGGUGAUUUUUAUGAGAAUAAAAUUGUUGAUCGGAUCAAAAUCUCUAUUCGGCCUGAAAACUUUACACGAAUCUAUCGAUCUUCUGUAGAUCUAAUCAAUCAUAAAUCUCAAUUACAAUCAAAUAUUAGCACCAAUCAUGAAUUGAAAUUAGAUUCUUAUUUUCUAUCUCAUUGUAAUGGUUGCAAUAAUAAAAUCAAUGAGUUACCACCUAGUAACAUAGGGAAAUUUAUCCCUUCAGUUGAAUCAACUAAAUACACUUCAACAAUACAUGGUGUGAAUAUUUCUACAGAAGCAUUAGAUGCUGCUGGUUUACUGGAUAUUUCAGAAUAUGAAAUACAAGGUUUAAGCUUUAAAGAAUCAAUCAUUAAGAUUUCACAUUGGUUAAAAGAUCAUGGAGUACUAGAUGAUCUAUUGUCGAUUGACAAGUCUAAUAUCUUACUUAUUUCCGAAAAUCAUCAAUCUGUACGAAAUGUAAUACAUGCUGAAGCUGCCUAUCGUAAUAUAGAUCAUGAAUUGAUCAAUUGUUCACCUUGGUUGAUGUAUAUAGAUUUGAUUGAAUUUUGUCAACAAUCACUCUUCAAGUCCAAUAGUUCUAAUGAUGAUAAUAAUGUUAGUAAUAAUGGAAUCACUGAACAGAAGGAAAAUAAAGAACAUCAUCUUCAUAGCAUAUUUGAAGCUGCUCAUGCAUUGGAAAUUGAUUCAGAAGAGACUGAAGUAGCCGCUAUUAAAGCUGAAAUAAUGGCAAAUAUAGUAAUUGAAUUAACUAAGAAAGGUUACCAAGUGAAAGAUCCUGAGUAUGUACGUUAUAAUUAUGAACAUAAAACAUUUUCACGUAAAUUGAAAAUAAUGGACAGUCAAGUUGUUGAAAUACGUCAAGUUCCAUGGACUGCCACACCAGCUACAAUCGCUCAUUAUUUCACCGGUCUGAAUGUUCUUCCUGGUGGAGUAGCCAUUCGAUUGACAGAUGGACGACGCAGUAACACUGCUAUUGUUGCUUUCAAUGAUUCGAAGAAUGCUCAACUUGCAUUAGCAAGAAAUCAACAUCAUUUGUGUAGUUCGUUGAUGACAGAGAUUGCAAAUAAUACAUUGGAUGUGCAUAUUAUGUCGUCAUCCUCAUCAAACAAUCAUGUUACAGACAACAGUAAUCCCACCAAUCAAAGCUGUGUUAAUAGUCGUAGUGAGUGUUCGACUGAUGGUAUUCAACAGAUUAUAAGUGGUUCAAUGAAACCGAUGUACUUGCAAAUCUAUCCAGCUUCAGGGAAGGAAUUUGUUCAGUGUGCUGGAUGUGAUCAAGAAUCUGUUACAAAGUUUUUAAAUCAAUUAACAAAUGGUGAACAAGUUGUAGUACGUGUACGUGGUCUACCUUAUACAACAUGUAAAAAACAAAUUAUUGAAUUUUUCAAUAUUGUUCAAGCACCAAUUAUGUUAAAUGAACAAGGAAUUUAUUUAGUGACUUAUCCAGAUCAACGACCAACUGGUGAUGCAUUUAUUCUAUUUUCUAAUGAUAAUAUAGCAACUAAAGCAUUAACACGUCAUAAAGAUUAUUUAGGUGAUAGAUAUGUUGAAUUAUUUAAAGCAUCACCAUCUGAAAUGGUUCAGGUUUGUCAUAAUGUAACACUAUUUCAGUGUUCAUCAUCUGGACAAAAAACACAUUCAGCCUUAUCGAACAUCCAAUCUAAUGGAAUUAUAGGUGUACCAUUAAUAAAUGGAGGAACACAAAUCAACUGUUCUAACCUAGUCAAUUUUGUAAACAAUAGUAAUACUAACAGUAAUAAUAACAAGGAAACUUAUUUAAGCCCAGCUCUUACACAUUUGAAAUCGGCUAUCAGUACUGGAGCCCUAUCAAAUGUACAAAAUCUAUGGAAUUCUGGCACAAUCCCUUUGGGUUUAUCACAUAACUUAUUAACAUCAAGUGGAACAGGAUUGAAUUCAUCUGGCUUAAACGAGAAUGUAUUAUUAAAUAAUACAUUAGGAGGUAUAUCACCAUCUAUACCAAUGAUCUCACCAAACAAUACUUCAGUGAAUCUUAAUCUUUUACCAAAUAUACCUAUUACAAAUCCACUCAUACGUGACCUAACUGAUCCAACAGAUCCUGAUUGUCCAUUUGCAAGACCAAUGCCAAUUGGUGGUGCAUGUGCUAUGGUUCAGUUGAAUGAAUUGCCCAUGGAAACAUCCAGGCAUGAUAUUCGAUUGUAUUUGGGUCCAGCUAAUUUUGCAAAGGUUUAUCGUAUGAGAAGGAUGGAAACUAUUCCAAACAACACCACCACCACCACCAACACUAACGACAAUAAUCAUACAUCAUCAUGGUUAUUAUCAUUAAAGAAUAUAACUGAAGCUAUUCAAUUUAUUCAUGAUUUAAUUAGUAGACCAUUUACUAUUACUACAUUAUAUAGAAAUAAUCAACAAUUUAAAGUAUUAUCCAAUAUUCCAACAUUUGCAUUAUAUAAUAUUGAUAAUAAUGGUAAAUUAUCAAUUAUUGAUUUAUCAAAUAUAACAUAUAAUAUACCAAUACAUAGAAUCCAUAUGGCAUCAUUAUUAAAAUGGAAUAGAUCAAAUCAUUCCAAUUACAAUUGGUCAAGAUCAACAAUAAAAUAUCCGAUUAAAACAAAAAUGAAUGAUCAACAUAUAUUCAAUGCAAUCACUUCACCAAUUCAAUUAUCAGAUACAAAUUUACCUAUUAAAUAUACAUCUUCAUUCAUAAAAAAUUACAAUAUAGAUAAUUAUAUUCAUUCAAUCUCUAGUCUUAAUCUUUCUCCAACAAUAGUUACCAACCAUGAUUAUGAAAGUUUAUUGAUUCCUUCAUCCAAUUCCAUAUUAUCUAACAAUGUAGAUCAUUCAAAUGUUUUAUUAGAUUAUAAAACUUUAUCUUAUUUAAAUACUCAAUCAAGAUAUAAUUUGCCAAAUCUUACAGCAUCAAUGGUUAUGUUAACAGGUUUACCAAUUGAUGUAACACAAGAAGAACUUGAAUCAUUAUUUAAACCUGUUAAAAAUCUAUUGACGGCUCAACCAUACUUUAUACCAUUUCAAUAUCAUACAAAUGGAACAGCGAAUUUUUUAGCAAAUUUUAAUAAUCCAUUCGAUGCUCAAACUGCAGUACAUUAUUGUCCAAAUGGUAGUUUAAGAUCAAAUAAAUAUAUAAUAGGUGCAGCUUGUUUAAUACCAUCAACUAAUACAAACAAUGUCAAUUGCAUAACUUCAUCAUCAUCAUCAUUGUCAUCAUCACCAAUAGUGCCUAUUCAUACAACUAAUAUACUAAACUCUAAUCAUUUAAUAAACACUUCAAAUUUCUUAAAUUAUGAUUUUAUCAAUUCAGGGAUUUUUCUUUUACCAUCAACAACUUCAACAAUUCAACACAAUAGAUUACAAUGAAAUACAGAUUUUCUUGUUGCUUAUACCCUACGUUUACAUUACAAACUACGUUUGUGCUUAUAUAUAUAUAUAUAUUCCCCUGUCUUCCUAUCAAUUGAAUAGUUUGCUUUAAUUUCUUAAUGAACAAAUCAUUUGUACACACACACACACACACACACUUUUUUCCCCCCAAUUUGUGUAUAGUUGAAAGUUGUACUAGGGAUAAUUUGUUACAAUUCAGUUAUUUUUCUAAUCACUUUGUUUGUUUGUUUUCUCUUUCUUUAUAUUUAUGUAUAUUCUAAAAUAACAUUGAAGUGUUUUUUUUAAAAAAAAAAGAAGAUUAAGUUUUGUUUACUU
Molecule: messenger RNA, 5745 nt
Organism: Schistosoma curassoni
Lineage: Eukaryota; Metazoa; Platyhelminthes; Trematoda; Strigeidida; Schistosomatidae
Source: the annotation of a GenBank genome assembly